AUGGCGUCCACACACCCCCGGAUAGAGGAACUCCCCGACGACUUCGACGAGUCGAUGGACCUCAACGCGCCCCCGCCCAAGCCAACAACCCCGCCUACCGCAGGCCCCGAGCUCCCUAUCCCCGGUAAUGAGGAACGAAUGAAGGAGUCGGCAAAGGAUGCGCCUAAGCCGGACCUCCCGCCUGCUAUGGCGGCUGUGGAUUCUCAUACGACGGAUGAGUUGGCGGAUAUACUGAAUAAGACGCCGCUGUUCAUGACGGAUAUCAGCAAGGCGGGGGAUGAGAAUGGCGAGAACAUCAUGUUGGAUGCCCUGCGCGCAUUGCAGAACGAGGGAACGCGGGGCGACGUUGCGCAGAAUUUCCGCGAGCAGGGGAAUGAGGCCGCGCGGGAGAAGAGGUGGAUUGAUGCAAAGGAGUUCUACACCAAGGGGAUCGCAGUAUUGAAGUCCACGGAGCAGAAAUGGGAUAAGCCCGAGGAUGAGGAGGAGGAGCAGAGACUUCGGCGGGAGGUUGAGGAGGCAUCGUAUAUCAACCGUGCGUUGUGUAAUUUGGAGCUGAAGAACUACCGGUCUACGACGCUGGACUGUGCUUCCGUUUUACAGCUCAACUCGCGCAAUGUCAAGGCUUAUUACCGCUCCGCGAUGGCAUUAUAUGCGCUUGAUAAGAUAGCCGAGGCGGAGGAUGUCGCUACGCGUGGAUUAGCGCUUGACCCGAAGAACAAGCCACUGCAGCAGGUUUCGUCGAAGAUCACGGAGCGGAAAGCGUCUCUUGAGAGGAUAGCCGCCAAGCGGAAGGCCAACGACGAGCAGACGCUCAAAAAGAAACAGCUCCUGAGCACUGCCCUCCGCGCUCGACAGAUUAGAACCCGCAAAACUAACCAGCCUCCUGAGAUGGAGGACGCGAACAUCAAACUUACUCCUGACCCAUUGUCGCCGGAGAGCACUCUGGAGUUUCCGACGGUGCUACUCUACCCGAUGGAUGCGGAGUCGGAUUUCAUCAAGGGAUUCCCCGAGGCCACUUCGAUUGAGGAUCAUCUCGAUUAUAUCUUCCCGCUGCCGUGGGACACGAAGAAGGAAUAUACGAUUCAGAACGUGGACUGCUACAUGGACACGCAUACGGGAGGCCUGAUAAAGGCGGGAAAGAAGCUUCCGCUGUUGCAAAUUCUGAGUGGGAGCAAAGUCGAAGUCGUUGACGAGCUGGUUCGUAUCUACGUUGUGCCAAGCGCGAAGAGCAAGGACUUCAUUGCCGCAGUCAAAGCACGCAAAGAAGGUUGA
Molecule: messenger RNA, 1272 nt
Organism: Aspergillus versicolor CBS 583.65
Lineage: Eukaryota; Fungi; Ascomycota; Eurotiomycetes; Eurotiales; Aspergillaceae
Product: HSP70/90 family co-chaperone CNS1
Exons: 3
Coding region: 1-1272 (423 amino acids)
Biological process (GO): protein folding
Molecular function (GO): Hsp90 protein binding
Source: RefSeq, a predicted model, not a curated record